This is a messenger RNA of Paramecium tetraurelia, 1263 nucleotides long. RefSeq lists its product as uncharacterized. NCBI's taxonomy places the organism in Eukaryota, Ciliophora, Oligohymenophorea, Peniculida, Parameciidae. The transcript has 3 exons. The record is from RefSeq and is a predicted model, not a curated record.
AUGAAUCCGAAACAAUUAUUCUAAGAUAAGUAUUUAUAGAUUAGAGAUUUCUUACUCUCUUCCUCUGAUGAAAGAAACAAUGAACAGUUAAUUGAUAUUAGAAACAUACUAGAAAGUUUUGCUUUUUUCAUUCAAUUUACAAAGUAUUAUAUAUUACUAUGCUUCAGUACUAAGUCAUAGGAGUUUAUAGAGAUGUGCAGAUAUUUACAAUUGGAAGUUUAUGAUUAAGAGCAAACCCUUUUUAGGUAGGGAGACCCAGCAGAUAAAUUUUAUAUCAUUUUAAAGGGAGAAGCUAGAAUUUUGAUUAAAAGUCCUGGCUUAGACGAAAUUAAAUAAGUUGGUAUUUCAGGUGUAGGAGAUUGUUUUGGUGAAUUGGCAUUGCUAUUUAAUUCAGACAGAAAUGCUACAAUAGUAGUUGGGAAAUAAACUGAAUUGAUGGUUCUUCAUAGGAAUGAUUUCAAUAAAUAUAUGAAAUUUCAUUCAUCUGAAUAAGCGAAUUAAGCAUAUAAUCUUCUCAAUGUGAUAGAACCAUUUCUUUCUUUAAAUUUUCCAGAUAAAAUUAGACUUGCUAGUAAGAUGGAAUAUCGAACAUUUCAAUCUAAUUAUGCAUUCAUUAAUUAAGGAUAGACAUUGAAUAAUUUUUAUGUAGUAGAAACAGGUUCUGUCAAACUCUAUCGUACAAUACCAUUUAAUAUCAAUAAAAAUGGUUUGAUUUAAUUUCAACAUAAAUAUGAUCCCAAUAAACAGAGUAGAAAUCUAAAAAUAGAAAUUGAUGAAAUAGGACCAGGAAAGUAUAUUGGAGACUAUGAAUUACAGCAUUAUAGGCCUAGUCAAUACACUGCAGUCACAGGAAUGUAGACUACUUGUUUUGUGAUUUCUCUUAUUGAUUUCAAUCUAAUGAGUCAAUUCUAAUUAGCUGAAGUUUGUAGAAACUCGAAACCGUAUCCUACAGACGAUCAUAUCAGAGAAGCCUUUCUCGAUGGCAUCAAAUGGAGAAUUUUCAGAAAAUAAAUGGUCUCAAAAUUAUAACUAGAAUUAAAAACUUGUAGUGAUGUCAGGGAUCCAACAACCUUGCCUAAAUUUUAGUAUCAAAAGGAUCUUCGACAAUUUGCUCUCAAAACACUCUCGUAUGAUAAGUUGAUGGAUUCCUAUUUGAAUUCUAAUGGCGAACCUGUUUAAUCAUAGACUGGUAGCAUGGUUUUCAAUGAAAUUAAAUAGCAAAAGUCCAUAAAAAAAAGAGAAACCCUUCUUUACUAAUGUUGA